CUGUACUCCUGUGGCCAAGAAAUUGAAAAGCUUCGUGGGAUUUGGUUCUGGCCAGAAUGUAAUGAUGCAUAACCAGACAUAACUCCUUGCUAACUCCCGUCCAGGACUGAACACAAGUACUACAACCAAUGUUAGCCAGCAGGGACCGUCAUUAAUAGCGAGCCAGUUCAGCAGGUACCCCCCAAUGGCGUCGUUAUGGUUGGAGGUUUGCUACCUUUGAGCAGUGAAAGAUACAUGAGUACUGUUGGGUGUGGAAAAAAAUAAAAACCCCACUAGAAUGGUAAGAAAAAUUUUUGACAUUUUUUUCUCCCCAGCAGAAAUGGCCAAAUCUAACUUAUAUGGGUCAAAAAAGGAGAAUGGCCAAACUGUGGAACGGCCGGCAUUAUCACCCAGGCAAGCAAAGGCGAUAUUUUGCCAGAUUGAUAAAUAAUUUCCAGGCUCGCCUGUAAACAAAUACACAGAAUUGAAAGAUGCGGUGAAUGGCAAAUGCCGCCAACAGGAAAAGGAAAAGAGCCUCUUGUAGAUAUUAAUUGGCCAUAGAGCACCAAUGAGACCGUGCAACAUGCCGUUUCAAGAUGUUUUAUCCGAAAUACGAGUUUUUGAACGGGAACGAAGAAAGAAACCAAAUUACGCACACCCCACCUCUGCACUAUCAUCUCCCGAGACAACUAAAUAUGUCCCGACCAACCAGAACAGCAAAGUUACCAUACUACGAGAACCGGUUUAAGGUAUGGAAAGAAAAAUGAGUUUCCUUACUGCGAAAUUACAAGCUAAGGAAUUGGCACAACAAAACGUAACACAUUCAUCAUCAGUGGUUUGCCACAGAUGUGGUCAGAAAGGACACAGGCUAUGUUCACACACAUGGCGUAGCCUACGCCUUUGUGUGUGAACUAGGCAUUGGUGUUAUUAAAGCCACUCACUACACCACGUCCUUGGCGUUAUUAACGCUACCUGCAGACCCCAGAUUAGCUAACGCCAGUGAUGCUUGAAUGAUUUUGACCUCAGGUCAAGAGAUUGGCCAAUCACGAUUAAUUUUGCAAUAACUAAACAAGCUAGCUAUGCUAGAACUGAAAGCGUGCGAACAGUUCACGGUGUCUUUCUUGAGUGAUUUUAUUUUGAGAGUGCAGGCCUAUUGUUUGGAUAAGAAAAGUCUAUUUGUAUUUCACAAUGAUGGUUAAAAGCAGAGUAACAUGGAGGGCUAACGAAGUCAGCGACCUAAUUGCGCUUUGGGGCAGUCCUGAAUUUCGCGACAGGAUAGAGGUGAGGAAUUGGAAGUCAAGCGCUGGCAAUCAGAUGGCUGUUUUUAAAGAAAUGGCUGAACGUCUACACCGCCUUGGUCAUCCAAAAAAGGACGGCCAUCAUGUACAAACAAAAAUAAAGGGACUCCGGGCUUCUUUCAAAGCCGUCAAAGAUAAAAUGAACAAGUCAGGUGCAGGGACCGACAGCCUGGGCGAUUUUGAAUAUUUCGAAGAAAUCAACAACAUUCUGGGCCAUAGGCCAAACGUGAACCCUUCUCCUCUAACAAUCGGAGACUUGUCCGUUUCACGUGAAGUCGGACUGGCGGGCAACCGUAUGCCUAUGCCCAGUGGCCAGAGGCCUAGGCCUGCAUCCUGCAACAGGAUAAGUGAAAAUGAGAACAAUGCGAGCAAAGACAGUGUGUCCCCGGUCGACUUUCUUCGGCGACCAGGUAGUAGUUGUGGUAGGAGUAGUGGAAAUAGUGAUGAUGCACUCCCGACGUUCAAAGGUGUUCCGUAUAGUCGAGGAAUGAUUAUUGGGUUUGAAGAUUGGUAUGCAGAAGAUGAUGCGAUGGAAUCUGCAUCGCUUGGCACAAAUUCUGAAGGCAAGUACAGACUACUAAAAAUAUAUAAAUUGGCAGAGCAUUAAAUGUAUCCUAUUUAUUGAACAUGAUUAUUGAACAUGAUUAUCUAAACAUUGUGUAUUUAUCAACAAUUGCACUUGACAAUGUAAUUUGUUCUUUUUUUUACAGAAGAAUUAACAAGCGAAUAAUUUGCAUUUUGGCGUAGCACUUGGCUUGUAAACUCUUAAUAUUUUCUUUUUAUUAUUAGUUUAACUGAAAAUCAAAUGCAUUGUUCUCCAUAAGGUCACAAUGGUGAAGUGGGGGAUGAUGUAUUGGGAACUCCAGACUCAUCAAACAAAGUAGAUGAAGUGGAAGGAGUGGAUGAAUCUGUGCCAGAAACGCCUGUCACUGGAGAACCGAGAGGUAUUUAUUUUUUUUAUGUCACCAGUUUCUUUCUAGUGACUUUGAUACAUAUGAUUAAAUAGAUUCAUAAAUUUAGAAUAUGUACAUCUUUUCAUGUAAUGUGUGUCAGUAAUACACACAAUGUAUAGUCCCUUAAUUCUAAACUCAUUUGGAAUUAAAACAUGAAUGUUGGAAAAAUUUGGGUAAUAGCAUCAGCAAUUUAAAAAUUUGUGCAUUUGGCUAUAUCAUUCCAGAUAAAAAGCGAAGACUACUAAGUGGGACAAAAAAGGAUAGGGCCAUUGACGCUGUGAGCAAAAGAAUAAAAGAAGCAUCAGAUUCUAACUGGCGUAGAAUGUCAUCCAUGUAUGAGCGAAUGCGGGAAGAAGACAAAGCUGACAGGGCAGAAGAGCUGCAGAUUAUGCGUACGAUGACGUCGGUGUUAGAGAGGAGCUUGCAGGAUAGAAGAGAGGAAAGAAGAGAGCCAAGAGAAGCAAUGAUGGAAGACAGACGCGCAAGAGAGGCUUCGAUGACUCAGCUUUUCUCAAUGAUUCGUCCACAUCAACCACAACAACCACAUCAAUAUCAGUACAACAAUCACUAUACACAAUUGCAAUAGUUUUCUCUUCUGCAUGACCUUAAAACAACUCCUGAAUUUCUAGAAUUAGAUUUUUAUACAUUGCUUACUUUUCAAACUGUGCAUACAGAAUAU
Messenger RNA from Anneissia japonica, 2909 nucleotides. RefSeq lists its product as uncharacterized. The record is from RefSeq and is a predicted model, not a curated record. The coding region runs from base 1168 to 1884 and encodes 238 amino acids. Lineage: Eukaryota; Metazoa; Echinodermata; Crinoidea; Comatulida; Comatulidae. The transcript is spliced from 4 exons.